Molecule: messenger RNA, 1280 nt
Organism: Haliotis rubra (blacklip abalone)
Lineage: Eukaryota; Metazoa; Mollusca; Gastropoda; Lepetellida; Haliotidae
Exons: 3
Coding region: 104-814 (236 amino acids)
Source: RefSeq, a predicted model, not a curated record
UUGAAAAUGAACUUUGGAUGUAUCCCCGUGAGUGGUGAUCGUUACCCAUUUCUCACCGCUAUUUACGGUGAUACAAACCAAAUCAAGCUCAAAUGCACAAAAGAUGGCGAGCGCAUAUUCAUCAACAUUUGAAGACGGACCGCCUGACCAGACAGACAAAACUGAAAGCAGUCGGAAUUUUAGAAAAUCACAAAAUCAAGCGACAACUGGCAUUGGCGGAGCUGGUGAAGGCCCAACAUCCCAGGCAUCCGAUUCAGAUUCAGGCUUUCAUUCCACAACCAAGGAUGUUUACACAGACGCUACCAAAGAUUCAAAGAAAGACAGCGUUAGGGACCUUGAGAGAAAGUUUAGAUAUCUAAAAUUCGAAGACUAUCAAUUUGAUAAUGACGAUCAGUUCCAGUCGGGAUGGAAGAAACUGGCAGGUGUUGUGCCACCCAGUGAGCGAGAUAAACAGUACCUCAAAGCUAAACUUUUCUAUUAUUCCAAGCACAUUGAAGCUGUCGACAUUGAUGAAUAUAUGAAGUGGAAGGAAGAUCCUGUAAACAAGAAUGAAAAAACAGAGAGAGGUGUGGCAACGCCGCAGGUCUGGCAGUUGAGUGGUAAGGGAGACAACUCCUGCAGCCCUGUUGCCACCACUGACGGCUCUAACACGAAGACUGCGCCCGAAUCCGGAACACUGUCGUUCAGUGAAGUGAUUGACUUUAUCCAGAGUGGGAAGACUAUUCCAGGCCUCAAGACUGUAGACGCGAAGCCCACAGAUGCAAAUCCUUCACCAUCAACUAUGAACAGGAAAGCCAAACCAUGGGAGCGCUGACAAACGUCACUGAUAUGGUGAUGGAUGAUGUGGAUGAAUGGCUGAGAGAUGUAUUUUUAUGAUUGACGGAAGAGGAAUAAAAUAUCAGCUCAUAAUGUAUCUGGAUUUAAUUAUUUUAGUUUAUCUUUUAUGAAAAGCAGAUAUGUGAAGAAAUGUUUUGUUAAUUUUUCUGAGGUAGUGCAUUUCCUUUGAUACAUAUUCAAGAGAACGAUUGUGUUUAUCCCCAAAUACAUUGUGGACUGGUAACACGUGACUACUGGUACUGGGUUACCUAUUUCUAUUUGUUCUUCACAUGGUUUUAAUAGAAUUGAACUUAUGUGAUGUUUAAUGGUGAUAUUUCUCUCUUUAAUACACUUUUAAGAAUGUAUGCAAUAAGUUAAUAAUCGGUUUACAUAUAUCUAAGCUGAUAAACAGAAAGUGGUAUCAUUAUCUUCAACUUUUGAUUUUGCAAAAUAAAUAAUAUUGA